AUGUCGUCCGGAAACCCCUUCCGCCUUUCUCAAGCUCCCCGUCAGCCCGCGCCCGUCCCGCAGACUUCCUUCAUCAACACGGAUAGCAGUGUGCUUGGAGCGCGCAGGGAGGACAGCGACCAUGUGCUCGAAGAUGCCGCCCCGCCGUCGACUGGCAAGACCAAGAAGUCUGUCCGCAUUCUCUCGCCCACUACUACGAUUCCACCGCCCAUCUUUGACGACUCAGAUGCGACCUUGAACGAGCUCAUGGCCCGGCGAUCGAGCCAAGGUCGGCCUGCGAGCCCACCGCCUCCCGUAACACCCGCCGGCUUUGUCAACAACUCUGUCACCGCGGGUGAAGCCAAUGCCCAAGUUGUCGGGAAAGACGCCAUGGCAAUAGCGGACGCGUCCCCAAACCCGAGAUCAACCUUCGGCGAGUCGCUGGCGAUGCAAUCGCCGGGUAACGUACCAGCGAAUCCAUUCUCGAGAACACUGGCCUCGUUAGAACCCCAAGACAAGGAGAGUGAGGAGGAGCGGACGAACACGGGAAGACCGAUGCUAGGCAACAGUAGAGCUUCCUUGGAUGUAGAGAGCUUUAAGAAUCUACUCCUGACCGGAAAGGCUACUCCGCGACCAUCCGGUCCGCCGCAGCAGUCUACGAGCGCAUCACAACCGGUCGCAGGCGCGCAAUUCGAGACCAGUAGUAGCACCGACACGUCCUCGGUCUCACGGCAAUCGCUAUUCGAGCCCAUACAAGAAUCCCACGCUGAUUCACCACGUACAUCGGUCGAUAUGGCCGACUCGGAUGAGGACGAGAGCAUGGGGCUAGUCUCCGAGGUGAAGAAGGGCAAGAAGAAGCCCCCGCCUGCCCCCAAGCAUCGACACGGAAAGCUCGUUACGCAGAGACGGCCACAGACAGUGUCCUUCGAGAGCUUUGCAGCGACAGAGCCAACACCACCGCCGCCUAUUAGACGAACAGACAGUUCGGAUACAAACAAGCCGCUCCCUCCAACUCCCGUUGCUGCGCCGCAGUCAUCCCAUAUCAGCACGCAAGAUACCACCUCGCUACAAUCCCAACCAACCCCACCAGCACAAGAUCAUCCUUCACCGCCUUCAGAAGAAUACCGCCGUACAAGUACAGAGCACAGACGGACGAGCGUAGCCAGCGAGAGCUCAUUGAGAAGGGAGUACGCGCCUGCAGACGAGAAAGGUGGGAACGAAUAUGCUUUAUACUCGCCAAUGGAAGAGAGCGAGAAGAAGCUAGGUCUCGAUGAAAACAUGGCUGGUGGGAAGGAGGGCGAGGGAAGGAGCGACUCAAGUAACAUCCUCGACGAUAUGGAAAAGUUCCAACGCGAGAUCGACGAGUUGAGGACGAAGUAUAAACAUACGGGAUAG
This is a messenger RNA of Alternaria arbusti, 1374 nucleotides long. RefSeq lists its product as uncharacterized. NCBI's taxonomy places the organism in Eukaryota, Fungi, Ascomycota, Dothideomycetes, Pleosporales, Pleosporaceae. The record is from RefSeq and is a predicted model, not a curated record. Bases 1 to 1374 code for a protein of 457 amino acids. The transcript is spliced from 3 exons.